Adineta steineri is the source of this 1461-nucleotide messenger RNA. The record is from the annotation of a GenBank genome assembly. NCBI's taxonomy places the organism in Eukaryota, Metazoa, Rotifera, Eurotatoria, Adinetida, Adinetidae.
AUGGAUAGCGAUUUAGAAGAAAUAGAUGAUGAGAUUUUUGACAAUAGUGAUCUACGUAUGGAUCGUCGUCCUUUUCCUGAUGAAUGUCCCAGUGAAAUUGUUGGUAUUGAAUCUAUGUAUGUAUGUUUUGGUCAACGUUAUGAUGCUUGUCCAGUAUUCUUCGCAAGUUCUCUUCGAACAGCUUGCAAAGAAGCGUUCAGUUCAGCGAUUAUUACAGAACGUCGACCAGUACUGAUUUAUGUACACCACGAUCAAAGUGACUUCAGUAAUAUAUUUUGCUCGACAAUGUUAUGUUCAACAGUUAUUACAGAGUAUUUACUGGAGAACUAUAUUGUUUGGCCAUGGGAUAUAACCUAUGAGUCAAAUAAAAAUAAGUUGAUGGAAAUUUGGCAGGAAGUCUUUCCUUCUGAAGAUCCUGUAGAUUUUUCCAAGGAGAAAUGUCCAAUGUUAAUUGGUGUUAUGCGCUUUUCUGAAGAAGAAAAUGAAGGAUCAUUCAUCAAUGAAUAUCAAUUGAAAACAUUAUUUCAAAAUACUACAAUAACACUUGAAGAGUUAAAAAAUGAAUUAGUUAUUUUCAAAGAAGAAUGUGACAAGAGUGAACGGAUCCGAUUACGAGAUAUUCUUGCGAAGACUGGUCUUGAUUCGAAUGUAAUUCUUCAAAUAGCAAAAUAUUUAUCAUUGAACGAUGCGAUUAAUGCCUUUUCAUUCGAUAUUCUCCCAUUAUUACAUAGAACUCAAGCAAAAGUACAACUUGUUGAACCGUCUGAUCGAUUGAUCAAGCUGGUUCUACGAAAAUUGAAUUCAUCACAAGUCGUUUCUUUACGAUUCAAUACAGAAGAACGAUUAUCGAAUGCCAGUUCAAACCUACUGAGCAUAUUCAAUCAAGUUAUGUCUAUCUCACUAAUUAAUCAUCAUUCUAUACAUGAACUCAUAUUCUAUAAAAUACCUUUCCUGAAUAUCACUUCUCUUUCACUUUGGUAUGAUUACGAAAUUGCUUUCGAUGCAAUUCGUGAUAUGAUUAUUCGACUACCAGAGCGAAUCAAACGAUUUCAUCUAUAUAGUUCGGGAAUAUUUUGUGUUCAUUAUUCUCCAAAUCAAACAUAUCCAGCUAGUAGUAUAUAUUUUACUCUCGAAUAUCUUCUGAUUGAUAUGAGCUAUUUCCCAUUUGUUUCACAAAACGAUUGUAUACAAAACUAUCCAUCAUGUUUAUUAAUGGCAAUAAUUGAUCUUAUCUUGAGGGCGGGUGUCAGACGUGUGUGUCUUAUUACUAACAAAGAGAAUUUAACGAAUUUAUUGGAUAUUAAUGAAUGGAAUAAAUUAACACAUUCACACUUUAAAUUGGAACAGGUGACAUUACGAGUUUUAGGUGGCGGAUUGAACGAAAAUGAAAUUAUGCCAAACUUACCAAACAUACAAACUCUGUUCGGAGAAACAAUCAAAUUUCGAAUGAUAUUUGUUUGA